This is a messenger RNA of Sporothrix brasiliensis 5110, 2373 nucleotides long. RefSeq names its product anthranilate synthase. Lineage: Eukaryota; Fungi; Ascomycota; Sordariomycetes; Ophiostomatales; Ophiostomataceae. Gene Ontology annotation, biological process: L-tryptophan biosynthetic process. Gene Ontology annotation, cellular component: cytosol. Bases 1 to 2373 code for a protein of 790 amino acids. Gene Ontology annotation, molecular function: indole-3-glycerol-phosphate synthase activity; anthranilate synthase activity; phosphoribosylanthranilate isomerase activity. The transcript has a single exon. The record is from RefSeq and is a predicted model, not a curated record.
AUGGCUUCCUCGUCCGACAUCAUCGACCACUCACCGCACCACCCGCAGCCGGCCGAGCCCAUCCCCACGGCGUCCAAUGUCAUCCUCAUCGACAAUUAUGACUCCUUUACCUGGAACGUCUACCAGUACCUCGUCCUCGAGGGCGCCACCGCGACCGUCAUCCGCAACGACAAGAUCACCAUCGACGAGCUGAUUGCGCUCAAGCCCACGCAGCUGGUCGUCAGCCCCGGACCCGGUCACCCCUCGACAGACUCGGGCGUCAGCCGGGAUGCCAUCCGGCACUUCUCGGGCAAGAUCCCCAUCUUUGGCGUGUGCAUGGGCCAGCAGUGCAUCUUUGACGUCUACGGCGGCAUGGUGGACUCGGCCGGCGAGAUUCUGCACGGCAAGACGUCGCCGUUGGGACACGACGGCCGGGGCGUGUACGCAGGACUGUCGCAGAAUCUGCCCGUCACACGGUACCACUCGCUGGCUGGCACGUACGGCAGCCUGCCGCCGUCGCUCGAGGUGACGUCGUGGAUCGCCAAGCCGGACGGCUCACGGGGCGUGAUCAUGGGCGUGCGCCACAAGGAGUACACGGUGGAGGGCGUGCAGUUCCAUCCGGAGAGCAUUCUGUCGGCAGACGGCCGCACCAUGGUGCGCAACUUUUUGCUGAUGCGCGGCGGCACCUGGGCGGAGAACGAGGCACUACAAUCGGCCGACAAGGCGGCCGCCAAGACGCAGGCGUCGGGUUCGGGUGCGGCCGCGCCCUCCAAGAGUAACAACAUUUUGCAGCGCAUCUACGCACGCCGGAAAGAGCUCGUGGCAGCCCAGCGCGAGAUUCCGUCACAGCGCUUCGAGGACUUCCAGGCCGCCUACGAUGCCGGCGCUGCACCGCCGGCGCUGUCCCUCGUCGAUCGCCUGCGCCAGUCGCCCUUUUCCGUGGCGCUCAUGGCGGAGAUCAAGCGUGCGUCGCCGUCCAAGGGCGUCUUUGCCAUUGACAUUCGCGCGCCCGAACAGGCGCGUGCGUACGCCCUGGCGGGCGCCAGCGUCAUCUCCGUGCUCACCGAGCCGGACUGGUUCAAGGGCAGCAUCGAGGACCUGCGUGCCGUGCGCCAAGUGCUGCAGUCGAUGCCGAACCGGCCAGCCAUCCUGCGCAAAGAGUUCAUCUUUGACGAGUACCAGAUCCUGGAGGCACGCCUGGCGGGCGCCGACACGGUGCUGUUGAUUGUCAAGAUGCUCGAUGACGCGACGCUGGCGCGUCUCUACAAGUACAGCCAGUCGCUGGGCAUGGAGCCGCUGGUUGAGGUGCAGAAUGCAGAGGAGAUGACGCGGGCGGUCUCGCAGCUGGGCGCCAAGGUGAUUGGCGUCAACAACCGCAACUUGGAGAGCUUCGAGGUGGACCUGAAGACGACCAGCCGGCUGCGCAGCAUGGUGCCGGCCGACACAAUCCUGUGCGCGCUGAGCGGCAUCAACACCCGCGCCGACGUGGUUGAGAACGAAAAGGACGGCGUCAACGCAGUGCUUGUCGGCGAAGCCAUUAUGCGCGCGGCCGACCCGGCCGUGUUUAUCCGCCAACUCUGCUCAGGUGCGACUCCUUCGAUCCCCACUCCCUCUUCUUCAUCCUCUUCGUCAUCUUCAUCACGGACAAGCCCCUUACUCGUCAAGAUUUGCGGGACGCGUAGUGCGGAGGCGGCACUCGAGGCGGCGCGCAGCGGUGCUGAUCUGGUCGGCAUGAUUCUUGUUCCUGGCACAAAACGCUUCGUGUCGGACGAGACGGCGCUGGCCAUUUCCAAGGCGGUGCACGAGUAUCAGGAGGACGCACCUGCAUCGACUACGGCGACAGCUACGUCAACGUCAACAUCAACAUCAACACACAUUGCAGCCGACUUCUUCGACCAGGCGCGGACCACGCUCGCCAGCCUCCACAAUCGCCGCCCGCUCUUGGUCGGCGUCUUUAUGAACCAGCCGCUCGACUACGUUCUUGCCAAGCAGAAGCUCUACAGUCUCGAUGUUGUCCAGCUGCACGGCCGCGAACCCGUCGAGUGGGCACGCCAGAUCCCCGUGCCCGUCGUGCACAAGUUUGCUCCGGGUGAGCCUGGUGUCAACCAACGCGGAUACCACGCUGCCACGUUGUUGGAUUCCGGGGCAGGGUCGGGCACGAAGCUCGACUUGUCGGCCGUCCAGGCCGAGCUGGCGCGCGACCCGAGCCUGACGUUUAUGUUUGCGGGCGGUCUGACGCCGGCCAACGUGGCAGAGGUGCUGACGACGCUGGGCCCAGAGGCGUCGGGCCGUAUUCUGGGCGUGGACACGAGCAGUGGUGUCGAGACGGACGGGAAACAGGAUUUGGCCAAGAUCCGGGCGUUUGUGCAGGCGGCCAAGCAAUUUGGCCAGUAG